Drosophila gunungcola (fruit fly) is the source of this 1926-nucleotide messenger RNA. Its product is annotated as solute carrier family 23 member 1. The transcript is spliced from 4 exons. Gene Ontology annotation, molecular function: transmembrane transporter activity. Gene Ontology annotation, cellular component: membrane. The coding region runs from base 128 to 1849 and encodes 573 amino acids. The record is from RefSeq and is a predicted model, not a curated record. Lineage: Eukaryota; Metazoa; Arthropoda; Insecta; Diptera; Drosophilidae. Gene Ontology annotation, biological process: transmembrane transport.
AGAUCUGGCUAUUGAGUCUCGGGACUUUGUCGCGAUCGGACGUACAGCGGAAUUCAUUGGGAGUUUUUUCUUUCGUACCUUAGCCCAAUUAGUUUAUGGCGGAUAUAAAGUGUGAGCUCGUUUGAUCAUGGAGCUGAAUAACGUUACCAUCGAGGUCGGCAGUGAUGCGUCCAAGUCCCACACUCAAGCCGCCAACACGCCUUCUAGUGAUGAAAAGCCCAAACCGCAACUACUUUACGCCAUCAACGACAAUCCCCCAUGGUACCUGAGCAUCUUCCUCGCAUUCCAGCACUACCUGACCAUGAUUGGAGCCAUCGUUUCCAUACCCUUCAUCCUGACGCCGGCGCUGUGCAUGUCAGAUGAGGACCCCAACAGGGGCAUCAUCAUCUCCACCAUGAUCUUUGUCACGGGCAUCGUCACCUACUUCCAGGCGACGUGGGGCGUCCGACUGCCCAUUGUCCAGGGUGGAACCAUCUCGUUCCUGGUCCCCACCCUAGCCAUUCUGGCCCUGCCGCAGUGGAAGUGUCCGCCGCAGGCCGAGAUGGAUGCCAUGGAGGAGGCGAAGCGGGAGGAGCUGUGGCAAGUGCGGAUGCGGGAGUUGUCCGGGGCCAUUGCCGUGUCCGCCAUGGUGCAGGUCAUCCUGGGCUACACUGGACUGGUGGGUAAGAUCCUCAAGUACGUUACUCCGCUCACCAUUGUACCCACUGUCUCGCUGGUGGGCCUCACGCUUUUCGAGCACGCGGCGGAUACGGCUUCCAAGCACUGGGGCAUCGCUGUGGGUACCACCGCCAUGCUGACGCUCUUCUCGCAAAUAAUGUCGAAUGUGUCGGUGCCAAUUUUGGCCUACCGCAAGGGUCACGGAUUGGAGGUGCGCCAGUUCCAGUUGUUCCGCCUCUUUCCCGUCCUGCUGACCAUCAUGAUAAUGUGGGGCCUGUGCGGCAUUCUGACAGCCACCGAUGUCUUCCCUCCGUCACAUCCCUCGCGAACGGAUGUGCGCCUCAAUGUGCUGACCAGUGCGAAGUGGUUCUAUGUGCCGUAUCCGGGACAGUUUGGCUGGCCCUCGGUGACGCUGUCCGGCGUUCUGGGCAUGUUGGCCGGAGUACUGGCCUGCACGGUGGAGUCGCUGAGCUAUUAUCCCACGGUGUCACAGAUGUCGGGCGCCCAUUCGCCACCACUCCAUGCCAUCAAUCGUGGCAUUGGCACCGAGGGACUGGGCACUGUUCUCGCCGGACUCUGGGGCGCUGGAAACGGAACCAACACUUUCGGGGAGAACGUUGGCGCCAUCGGGGUUACCAAGAUUGGAUCGCGUCGUGUUAUCCAGUGGGCCGCUUUGAUUAUGGUCCUUCAGGGCGUGAUUGGCAAGUUUGGAGCCAUCUUCAUCCUUAUUCCCGACUCAGUGGUGGGCGGCAUCUUCUGCGUGAUGUUUGGCAUGAUAAUUGCCUUCGGCCUAUCCACACUGCAGUACGUGGACCUGCGAUCCGCUAGGAAUCUCUAUAUCCUGGGACUAUCCAUAUUUUUUCCAAUGGUUCUGUGCCGCUGGAUGCAGAAGAAUCCUGGAGCAAUUGACACCGGAAACACGACCGUGGACUCCACACUGUCGGUGCUUUUGGGCACCACAAUUCUUGUGGGAGGAGUUCUGGGGUGCCUGCUGGACAACGUGAUACCGGGCACUCCGGCGGAGCGGGGUCUGAUCGACUGGGCAAAUGAGAUGCCCCUGGGCGAUGACAAUAUCAACGAUGGCACCGCCACCGACUAUGAUUUUCCAUUUGGCAUGGAUGCCAUUCGCCGGUGGAAGUGGACGUACUACAUUCCCUUUAUGCCCACCUACAAGCUCCAAAAGCAAAGUUGAUCACGGGGGGUCAUUAGUCGGAUUAUUAGAAUUGCAGCCGUGGGAUAACAAGCAAAUAAGAACAAUUCAAUUGGUGA